Molecule: messenger RNA, 1063 nt
Organism: Rhodotorula graminis WP1
Lineage: Eukaryota; Fungi; Basidiomycota; Microbotryomycetes; Sporidiobolales; Sporidiobolaceae
Exons: 10
Coding region: 1-1002 (333 amino acids)
Source: RefSeq, a predicted model, not a curated record
AUGAAGGCCGACGUCCUCUUCGCAGAGCUGUGCCCGGGCAUGACGGUGGCCGAGUACUGCCUAGCGCCGCCAGCCGAUGGCGUGUGCUGCGGGAUCUGCCCGAAUGCCGGGAUCAGCGGCCUAGGCGGGCACAUCUCGCUCGCCUUCUCGUCCUUGUCAUCGAUCGCCGCCAUCGCCAUCGCGCCCGCAUCUGCGCCUUCUUCGCUCCUUUCGAACCUGAUCCAGGCCAAUGCCUACGCCGUGUCGCUGCUGGGCUACCUCCUCUCGGACUCGAGCGACUUUUUUCACGCGGCGUAUGCGCUCUUGCUCGCCUUCUCGAGCCUCAUUCCCCUAGCGGCAAUAGGUCCGUCGCGCUCUAUUGCCGUCAGCCCUCCCUGGGCCGUCACGGGCCAAAAGUCGCCGCAAGAGCGCAAGGACGAGGCGCAGCAACUCGUCCUUGACGUCCUCGGCGAGAUGGAGCGCGGUCACGGCUCGUCGAGCGACGACAAGCGCUCGCUGCGGCACCGCGGGCGCGGCCGCCUGAGCCGCAGGCGGCUCGCGCGCGUCAUCGACGACAACCCGUCGCUCGUGCUCGACCUCGGCGGGUCGCGCCCGCCGUGCUGCGGCAUCCUGGGCAGUCACUGGACCCUGUACGUCGGAUUCGGAGCGAGCGUCUUGAUCUGGGGCGCGGCGCUGUUCUUGGGCGACAUCGGCUUCAUGAUGCUCGGCGUCGCCAUCUUCAUCGCGACCGUCAUCAACCACCUCAUGCGCGACGUCGCCGACGCCUUGCAUCGAGAUGUCAUCACGACUUACAGCGGCUCGCCUCGACUCGUGUUCGGCGUCUCGUUCCUCAUCUGGCUCGUGUGGAUGGUCGUGUCGUUCUCGGUCUACUUCCUCGCCGCCAACCAGAACGUCCUCGCGGCCGGCGAGUUCAGCUGGUCGUUCGGCCAGACUUUUUCCGCGCUCAUGAUCACUCUGCCCGUCUACUCUAUCGUCAAAGCGGCGUGGUCGCAGCGGCGGUGAGGGAGGAGGCGCAGAGGUAGCAUUGCGAGCUCGUGUUGUACUGCAGGCUCGGUGCCCUCAU